UUUUCUAAUUUCUUUCCAAUUCAGAUACCUAACCAUCUUGUGUGGUUGUGCAUGUUUUAUCUAAUGUUCCAUUCAUUCUAUAAUCUAAUGGGUGAGUUGCUGUAUUUUGCCGACCGCAAUUUCUAUUGCGACUGGUGGAAUGCAAAUAAUAUCGACACAUUCUGGCGUACGUGGAAUAUGCCUGUUCAUAGGUGGUGCGUUCGACAUGUAUACAUUCCAAUGGUUGAAAUGGGAUACAAAAGUCAAACAGCUUCAAUGAUAGUCUUUUUCAUUAGUGCCUUCUUCCAUGAAUACCUGGUGAGCGUCCCACUGAAAACCUUCAAAAUCUGGGCAUUCUUAGGAAUGAUGGGUCAGAUUCCACUAUCGUCAAUAUCGAAGUUCAUGGAGAAGAAAUUCGGUCCAAGAUGGGGUAAUAUCGUGGUUUGGUCCUCCAUCAUUCUCGGACAGCCACUAUGUAUUAUGAUGUACUAUCACGACUACAUGAUUACGCAUUAUAAUGCUGCCUUCAUCAAUAACGCAACAAUGCAAUAACUUGUUGGAUAGGCGGAGGAAACGCGCAUUUAUUUGAUUGCCAUAAGCAUUUGUUUUUAUUGAUUAUUUCUGUUUUCCUAGGACUUAAAUAUUGUACAAACAUUUAUUAGAGAUUAUUGCAUUCGUGAAACUAAUGUAGAGAAACACUGUUUUCACCAAUACUUAUCGAUUAUUUGAGUAUAUUUAGACUUUUUUGAUAUGCUCAAAGUUGAGAUAUAACUUUGAUUAGAUAUUUUUGAAUUUUUGCGAUUUUGAAAGUCGCCAAAAGCCUAAGUUAAUGCCAUUUAAUAAGCAAUGUGCCUUCUCUCAGAGAAUUUUUUGAAAUGAGUAAUAAAUCAUGAUAGAUUUUGUAAUA
Messenger RNA from Hermetia illucens (black soldier fly), 886 nucleotides. RefSeq names its product diacylglycerol O-acyltransferase 1-like. Gene Ontology annotation, biological process: triglyceride biosynthetic process. The record is from RefSeq and is a predicted model, not a curated record. The transcript is spliced from 3 exons. Lineage: Eukaryota; Metazoa; Arthropoda; Insecta; Diptera; Stratiomyidae. Gene Ontology annotation, molecular function: diacylglycerol O-acyltransferase activity. Gene Ontology annotation, cellular component: endoplasmic reticulum membrane. The annotation marks the transcript as partial.